AUGAAUAUGUUAUGUUUUAUUCUAUUUAUUAGUGUCGUUAUGUCAAAGUCAUUAGUUGUUGACCUUGUGAAAGGUGUAGAUGGAGAUCCUGUAUUCUUUAUGUCAUUAGAAUUUGGUAAAUGUUAUUAUCUUGAUGACUCAGAGUCAGAAAUUAUUACACACGAUGGUGAUAAAAUUACAAUUGAUUAUUACACUGAAUCAUCAUCAUGUUCAGGAAAGAAAGAAACUGAUACAUUUUAUUUAAAUGAUAAAGACUUUAAAGAAGAAAUUUGUGAUGAAGAUGAUUGUGUUGCUGCAAUUAAAAAAGCACCAAAACACAUUGGGUUUGAAGGAAUUGAUGAUGAUGAAAAUUGUUCUCAUCGUGAUGAAACAAUUAGAAUUUAUUAUACUGAUCAAUGUUAUAAAUCUGAUGGUAAAUAUUGGAAUUAUGAAGUUGAAGAUGGAUGGAUGUAUUCAAAUUCAUAUCCAAAUGAUAAAUGUAAUACUAAAGAAAGAAUAGAGCAUAACAAAGAAUGGGAAUGUGAUAUUUGUCAUGAUGAUACAAUGCAACAAUGUGGAACAAUUUCAACAAUGAUAACAUUUGUUGUCAUCAGUAUUUUUGCAUUAAUUCUUUAA
Messenger RNA from Entamoeba dispar SAW760, 615 nucleotides. RefSeq lists its product as uncharacterized. The record is from RefSeq and is a predicted model, not a curated record. The transcript has a single exon. Lineage: Eukaryota; Evosea; Mastigamoebida; Endamoebidae. The coding region runs from base 1 to 615 and encodes 204 amino acids.